Molecule: messenger RNA, 788 nt
Organism: Hevea brasiliensis (rubber tree)
Lineage: Eukaryota; Viridiplantae; Streptophyta; Magnoliopsida; Malpighiales; Euphorbiaceae
Product: protein SPIRAL1-like 3
Exons: 3
Coding region: 169-513 (114 amino acids)
Biological process (GO): cortical microtubule organization
Cellular component (GO): cortical microtubule, transverse to long axis
Source: RefSeq, a predicted model, not a curated record
UAUUAUUUUAAUGUUUAAAAUAAAUUAAUUGAAUUAAAAAUAAAAUCUCGUUAGUGGCCCCACCUUAGUUCUUAAUUUCAAAGUGCUUCACAUGCUUGCAUUCAGAUCUGAUCCAAAAAACCAUUUGCGGACCCUAGAUUUUUUCAUAUAACAGUUGGAAUUGAUAUAAUGGGUCGUGGAGUAAGCAGUGGUGGAGGGCAGAGUUCUUUGGGAUACCUUUUUGGAAGUGGAGAGGCUCCAAAACCAACUAAUAAUAACGUUGCAGCUCCUCCUCAAAACUUGGGACAUGUUGCGAGCAAUGGACCUGCUCAGAAGCCCGCCCCUGCUGCUGCACCUGUAGAUGCCAGCCAACAGACUCCAGCUGGUGUCCCAGGGAACAAUGCUAACAACUAUUUCCGUGCUGAUGGCCAGAACUGUGGCAACUUCCUCACUGAUCGGCCUACAACAAAGGUCCAUGCAGCUCCUGGUGGUGGGUCUUCACUGGACUACCUGUUUGGUGGUGACGGGAAAUGAGAUAUCAUAUCAUGGCAUUCCAUUGCUCACUAUUGCUGUAGGGCUGUUUCGAUUUCAGGACAAAAAAUAUUUUAAUGUGUUAAAAGUUGGAAACAAUUAUCUGUAUUGCGUAUCAUACAUAUUAUGUAGUUAUGCGUGUUUGCUUUCUUUUCCUUGAUCCCUCAGUUUCGUUUUGUGUUGACAUGAUCUCAAGGACCUGACCACUUGAUGUGUUGCUCUGGUGGCUGGACCGGUGCUCUCUGGAUCUUAUUUAUAAGUACUUUUGUUUGAACAAA